AUGACUUCACCCGUUUACGCCACCACAACAACGACCACCACGACCACGACUACUACCACCAUAAUCUCGAGCAUUCUCUCGUCUUCACCAUCUGGAGCAAGUUCUCAAUCUUGGGAAAUCAUACAAAACACGAUAGCCCAAAAUGUAUUGUAUUUGUUAAACUUGUUGGAGGUCUUACCAGGUGGCCAAAUUAUAGUCCGGUACAUUAAGUCAUCAUAUCAAAAUGAUCCAGUGAGGUCGCUUUUUGAAUACUGUUUGUUCAUUUUUGCAUUGACUUAUUUCUUUACUUCCAAAAAGAAGGAGAAUAAGUCCGAGUUUGUUAAAUUCACCCCACGGGAGAUUGACGAGCUUUGCGAUGAAUGGGUACCGGAAACUUUAGUUGAGCCCGUCACUGACUUGGAAGCUUGGAAGAUCAAGGCAAUUCCUGAGGUGAAAGGUUUCAAUGGAUCGCACAUUGAACUUAUCAACCCUUCGUUCAAAGAGAUUUGUCAUGAUUCCCUGAUUGUUAACCUUGUAAAGCAAGAUUUCCUUGAUUUGAAUAGUAAUGCAAAUAUCAAACAAGUUGCCAAGACAGAAAUUCAAUUUGCUGGUGUUGGUGCUUGUGGACCACCAAAUUUUUAUGGUACUCAAGAUGUACACGUUAGAUUGGAAGAAGACUUGGCUAGAUAUUUGGGAACUGAUCAAGCUAUCAUUUAUGGUCAAGAUUUUGUCACUGCUAGUUCUGUUCUCCCUGCAUAUUUGAAAAGAGGUGAUUUAUGUGUUGUUGAUAGAAACGUCAACCUUGCAAUUCAAAAAGCGUUGAUUGUGAGUCGUGUUGAUCUUGAAUGGUAUGACCACAAUGAUAUGGAGCAUUUGGAACAAAUUUUGACUCAAUUGAAGCCUAUAUUAGAUAAGCAAAAACCACUUAGAAGAAGAUUUAUCAUCACUGAGGGGCUUUUUGCCAAUACCGGAGACCUCGCUAAUUUGCCCACCAUUGUUGAGUUGAAAAACAAGUUUAAAUAUAGAUUAUUUUUAGAUGAAUCCUUGUCUAUUGGAGUUUUAGGAAAUACUGGUAAGGGUUUGACCGAGCAUUAUGGAAUUUCUAGAGAUGAAAUUGCCAUCACCAUUGGAUCAAUGGCCAAUUCAUUUGCAUCAUCUGGUGGAUUCUGUGUUGGUGUUGAACCAAUGAUUCAUCAUCAAAGAAUAUCAUCAAACGCAUACGUUUUCAGUGCUUCAUUGCCUCCAUAUUCGGCCAAAGUCACGUCGCAAGCAAUUAAAGAAAUCAACAUUGUUGAACCAAAGACUGGCAAGUCUAAACUUAUGACGCAACUUCACCAAAGAACAAUUUUUGCCCAUGAUGCACUUCUAUCGAGUUUAAAGGAUGUCCCCAUGACCAUUACUUCUGUGCCACAAUCCCCCAUGAUCCACUUGGCAUUCACUGAAUUGUACAGAUCACAAUUGAACUUGCCGUUGUUGUAUGGAAAUUCAAUUUUUGUAACCAAGGGGAAACCGGCCAAAUUUUUAAAUCCAUUUGAUGAAUAUUUAAACCUUGAAAGUUUCAUGUUGCAAAAGAUUAUUGACUAUGUAUUGAAGCACGGCAAGAUUUUAUUGACAAGAAGUAAGCUUAUCUUGGAGCACGAGGAUUUACCAGUAUUGCCACCUCAAUUACUUGUCAAUAUUAAUGCUGGUGUAUCAGAGGAGGAGUUGCAGAGAUUGGCAGAAGUAUUACCGACAGCCAUUGAUGAAGUUGUCUCCACUGUUACCAAUGAAGACGAACUUUUUGAGUUAACCAACGAACUCAUCAACUAUUGA
This is a messenger RNA of Lodderomyces parapsilosis, 1791 nucleotides long. Its product is annotated as serine C-palmitoyltransferase. The coding region runs from base 1 to 1791 and encodes 596 amino acids. NCBI's taxonomy places the organism in Eukaryota, Fungi, Ascomycota, Pichiomycetes, Serinales, Debaryomycetaceae. Gene Ontology annotation, molecular function: pyridoxal phosphate binding; serine C-palmitoyltransferase activity. The record is from RefSeq and is a predicted model, not a curated record. Gene Ontology annotation, cellular component: endoplasmic reticulum. The transcript has a single exon. Gene Ontology annotation, biological process: ceramide biosynthetic process; sphingosine biosynthetic process.